Molecule: messenger RNA, 966 nt
Organism: Phragmites australis (common reed)
Lineage: Eukaryota; Viridiplantae; Streptophyta; Magnoliopsida; Poales; Poaceae
Exons: 1
Coding region: 1-966 (321 amino acids)
Source: RefSeq, a predicted model, not a curated record
AUGUCGUCGGACGAGCGGGAGCAGCUUGCCGAUCGCCUGGCGGCACUCUCGUCGUCGCUGCCGGUUCACAUCGUGGAGUUCUUGAAGAAGCAAUGCGGUGGCGAUGCCGAUCCCCAUGGCGAGUUCGAGAUUAACCUCAACUCCAUGGAAAACUCUGUUUUGUUCGAGUUGAAGAAGCAGUUGGACGAGUUCGCUGAGAAGAGCAAGAGCGAGGUCGUCCAGGUGGAAGAGGAUGAGUACGUCGACAUCUGCGGCGACGUUUCUCCCAUCACGAUCCGGGACGCCUCCCCUUUCGUUUCCCUUGAGAAGGCCGGCGAAACCGGCAACAGCCCGAGCUCAAGCAACGACUCCAGUAGAGGAAGAACAAGGUUGUUUGCCGAAGAGUUCGAGUUAAAGAAGCAGGUAGACACGUUUGCCGAGGAGAGGAAGAACGAGGUCGUUCUGGACCCGGAGGAAGAGGACGAGUAUGUCGACAUCUGUGGUGGUGCCUCCCCUCUCGGGUCCCCUGAGAAGGCCGACGAAUCCAGCAGCAACGACUCCGGCUCAUCUGCGAGUGAUUCAGACUCCGCAAGCAGCUGCAGCUCAGACAGCGAGUCCGACAGCGAGUCCGACAGCGACUCCGACGAGAGUGUCAGCAGCCCGGUUCCACCUUCGGUUGCGCCCAAGAAUAAGGACAGCCCUGCUCAACCACCGGAGCCGGCAUUGGUGGUUAUGCAGAAUACCGAACCAGAGAUGCCCCAUGACGAGAGUGUCGGCAGCCCAGCUCCAAUGGCGGUUCUUCCCGAGGUGAACGGCACCCCUGCGCAGCCACCGCCGGAGCCGGCAUCGGAGGUGGUUCAGAGUACCGAACCGGAGAAGCUCCAGGACCAGCGCGCCGCGCCGGCGCCGAAGGCGCUUGACAUGGCUAGUCUUAUCGCCAAGGCGCGGGAGGCUCUGGAGAUUCGGCGGCAGAAGGGGAAGGGGUGA